This is a messenger RNA of Leopardus geoffroyi (Geoffroy's cat), 4236 nucleotides long. RefSeq names its product EH domain containing 4 (gene EHD4). The record is from RefSeq and is a predicted model, not a curated record. The coding region runs from base 174 to 1799 and encodes 541 amino acids. Gene Ontology annotation, molecular function: protein binding; calcium ion binding; GTP binding. The transcript has 6 exons. Gene Ontology annotation, biological process: endosomal transport; endocytosis. NCBI's taxonomy places the organism in Eukaryota, Metazoa, Chordata, Mammalia, Carnivora, Felidae. Gene Ontology annotation, cellular component: cytoplasm; plasma membrane.
CCAGCGAUUGGCUGCGACUGCGCGAGGCGGGGCCAGCUCGGGCGGCGGCGAGAGGGGCCGGAGCAGCUCAGUGCCAGCCGGGGAGGGUCGAACCCUGAGCGGGGACUGAGCGCGGGGUGUGAGAGGGUGGGCGAGGGGAGCGAACCGGCGACGGGCGGACCGGCUGCAUCAGGAUGUUCAGCUGGAUGGGGCGGCAGGCUGGCGGGCGCGAGCGCGCGGGCGGCGCGGACGCAGUGCAGACGGUGACUGGGGGCCUGCGCUCGCUCUACCUGCGCAAGGUGCUGCCGCUGGAGGAGGCGUACCGCUUCCACGAGUUCCACUCGCCAGCGCUGGAGGACGCCGACUUCGAUAACAAGCCCAUGAUCCUGCUGGUGGGCCAGUACAGCACGGGCAAGACCACCUUCAUCAGAUACUUACUGGAGCAAGAUUUCCCAGGCAUGAGGAUUGGCCCAGAGCCCACCACCGAUUCCUUCAUCGCUGUGAUGUACGGGGAGACUGAGGGCAGCACCCCAGGCAAUGCUUUAGUCGUGGACCCCAAAAAGCCCUUCCGAAAGCUUAGUCGCUUUGGAAAUGCUUUCCUGAAUCGAUUCAUGUGCUCCCAGCUGCCCAAUCAGGUCCUGAAGAGCAUCAGCAUCAUCGACAGUCCCGGCAUCCUGUCUGGGGAGAAGCAGCGCAUCAGCCGCGGCUAUGACUUCUGCCAGGUCCUACAGUGGUUUGCAGAGCGAGUCGACAGGAUCAUCCUGCUGUUCGAUGCUCACAAACUGGACAUCUCAGACGAGUUCUCGGAGGCCAUCAAGGCCUUCCGCGGCCAAGAUGACAAGAUCCGCGUGGUACUGAACAAGGCCGACCAAGUGGACACGCAGCAGCUGAUGCGCGUCUACGGGGCCCUCAUGUGGUCCCUGGGCAAGGUCAUCAACACACCUGAGGUCCUUCGAGUCUACAUCGGCUCUUUCUGGGCACAGCCCCUACAGAACACUGAUAACCGCCGGCUCUUCGAGGCCGAGGCCCAGGACCUCUUCAGAGAUAUCCAGAGCCUUCCGCAGAAGGCGGCCGUGCGUAAACUCAACGACCUCAUCAAGCGAGCGAGGCUGGCCAAGGUACAUGCCUACAUUAUUAGCCACCUGAAGAAGGAAAUGCCAAGUGUAUUCGGAAAGGAAAACAAGAAGAGAGAGCUUAUCAGCAGAUUGCCAGAAAUCUACCUUCAGCUGCAGCGAGAAUACCAGAUUUCUGCCGGGGACUUCCCAGAGGUCAAGGCAAUGCAGGAACAGCUCGAGAACUACGACUUCACCAAAUUCCACUCGCUGAAGCCCAAGCUGAUCGAGGCAGUGGACAACAUGUUGAGCAACAAGAUCUCGUCCCUGAUGCACCUCAUCAGCCAGGAGGAGAUGAGCAUGCCCACGCAGCUCGUGCAGGGCGGCGCCUUCGACGGCACCACCGAGGGCCCCUUCAACCAGGGCUACGGGGAGGGUGCCAAGGAGGGUGCCGAUGAGGAGGAGUGGGUGGUGGCCAAAGACAAGCCCGUCUACGACGAGCUCUUCUAUACCCUGUCGCCUGUCAAUGGCAAGAUAUCGGGCGUCAACGCCAAGAAAGAGAUGGUGACAUCCAAGCUGCCCAACAGCGUCCUGGGCAAGAUCUGGAAGCUGGCAGACUGUGACUGUGACGGCAUGCUGGACGAGGAGGAGUUCGCACUGGCCAAGCACCUCAUCAAGAUCAAGCUCGAUGGCUACGAGCUGCCCAACAGCCUGCCCCCCCACCUUGUGCCCCCCUCCCACAGGAAGUCCCUGCCGAAGGCCGACUGAGGGGUGGGCCGCUCACAGGGCAGGCAGCGGGGGGGUAGGCAUCAGGGACCUGUGCCUGAGGCCCGUGCCACUGCUGACUCACUGACCCUAGCCAAGGCACUGCCCUCUCUGUGCCUCAGUUUCCCCACCUAUGGAAUGAGGAGGGCACACACUGGACACUAGAUGAGGUUCUUUCACCUUUAAAAUUCCCUGAGUUUCUAUUAAAAUAUUGGGAGGAGGGUGUGGAUAAGGAGAUUGAAGGGUUAAGAAAAAAGAGAAAUUGACCAAAGAGUACUCCGAGGCCUGGAGAGACCUAGACGUGGAGGCGGGCUGUGCACAGCCAGACAGCCACAGAGUGUGAGCCGGGGGCUUUUCUGGAGCAGGGGGAGCCUUCCGCACUGGACCACAUCAUUGUGCACCUGCCUUGGCCCCUGUCUGUCCCUUAGAGGGCACCCAGAAGGAGCAAAGUUGAUCUUAUUUAUUUCAUUUCCUGUUGUAUUGAGAGUGGAAAACAGCAGAGCACAGAGCGUUUCUGCUCUCUCCAGACCGCCUACCAAAGAGAAGACUGCUUCCCCUGGGUGUGAAAGGAGAGUCCCCUUUGCCUGUGUGCACCCCCGUCCCUCCUGCAGGCUCUAGCAGCACAGGCAACCAGGCCAGCAGAGAGCAUUUGUGACACCCGACACCCCCCUGACUAGCCCACCCAGAGCUCCCCCAACCUGGGCCCUUCCCAGCAAAAUUGCAUUUGGUUAGGAAUUUGGAAAUCAGAACCUUUAUUAGCCCUUGGCAAGAUUUCUAGUAUUCAAAUCAUGCUGGAGUCUGAAGGUUGGCUUUUCUUACUGGUCUGUCCAGUAAUUUGUAGCAAAGUCUAUUUAUCAUAUGCAAACUAUAGUAAAGGAAUGAGGUGGUUCUCUGUAGUCAUCAGUUAGUGUGGUGAAAGGUCCCCAAGGCCCCUUGGACGAUGGCAGGAUUUAAAUUCAGCAAAACCAUGUCUUGGUGCCUGCAGCUUGCUCGGUCUAGGGACACAAGGGAACGAGAGGUGAGCUUGCCCCAGGGUGUCAGGUAGAAAAGGUCAUUCUCUAGCUUUAGACGCUAUUUUUAUAAAAAAAAAAAAAAAGAAAGAAAGAAAUAGGCAUCUUUAUUAUGUCCAGUUUUUCUUUCUUACAGGAAAAGCCUUUAUACAAACAGGAUGGCAUCUUUCAUAUGAAACCUUUUUCUUUAAAAGGCUGUGAGGUUCAAACCAUGCAUGCCCCUCACAAGGCAGGAUUGGGGCACAUCCCGCACGUGGGUUCCUGAGUGUUCUGUCUGAGUCCUGGUAUAAACCUCUCUGGUCCACACACUCCACUGCCUGUCAGAUGGAAGUGGUUAAUGCUCACCACCACCUUCCCUCCUUCGUGGGCUGCAGUUUGGGUAUUCAUUUCAUCAUUAUUUACGCAAUUAAAAAAAAGAGAGGCGCAAAAUGGUGAUGGCUGCACGGCAUGGGGCCCCACCAGCACGGAAGUGAAAUGAAGUCAGAACAGUCCCGCCUGAGCCUUCCAAAAACCACAUUUUGUUUUUCUGAUGUUACCUGUGAUAUCAGGGUCAGAAGUGCAGAAUUAAGAGUCCAUUUUUUUUUUUUGGGGGGGAAGUAUUUAUCCAGAUGCCAGCCCUCGCACUCCCUAGUUCACUUUUUAAAUAAUGUCAUCUUAAGAGAAAUAAACUCAUAAUAUGAUUUUUAGUCUUAAUGAGCACUUUUAAACUCAUUAGAAACAUAGAGGUUUAUAAUGUCACUACUCUCAUAUUAGCAGAUGGGUUGGUGAACGCGUGAGGACUGCCCCAGGGUGUACCCACAAGGGAGCCCACCAAAGGGCAAAACAGAAAAGAGAGAAUUCAUUGGUCCAAAGGUUUAGAGGUGCCAAGGUUAGCUGAUUUUCCACUCAGAACUAUCCUGCUCCUUUAAUCUUCUCAGUUGUCAUAUAUAAACACAUACACAUACAUACACCACAUGAGUAUGUGUUCUUGACACUUGUCAACAUGCAUAUAUGCAGAUAUGGCCAAGUGUCGUCUAUGGAGAGACAUACGGGAAAACUAUAUUAGAGGACCAGCAGACUGAGGUGUCUGCUUUCUACAGGAAAGGAAACUUCUCUUGGUGGUGGUGUGAUCCCUACCCCAUACGCUCAGGUGGGACAACAUCAGGCAGCUGCAUGCUUUCCCUGCUGAGAAAGAAAAAAGAAAAGAAGUCACAUGCUCACUUUUCUUAACAUCUCUUACAACAUGAAGUCAGUCAUCACGAAGAGUUGAUUGGAAAGAGCAAUGUCCCUGGAGGACAUUAGGGAUGGCUGCUAAGGCUGAGGACCCGUAUCUUCCCAGGACCUGCACAAAGUUCCCGGAGUCUGUGUCCAGAACCUCUCCUCGUGCAGCAGGGCUGGGGGACGGCAGAGCCCUCCCGAAUCUGUUCACACUGACCCAGCACGUGGCCCUC